UGACUGUGACAUUCGGGGUGGAGAGGACUCUUCAAAAAACAUUAAGAAGACGAGGAGGAUGAGGAGGAGGAUGAUUAUGAUGAUCAUAUAGAAAAUAUCACGUGUGGGGAAACUGGAUGUUGGUUUAAAUUUAUAGCCUCCAGCUGGAAGGGAGGGGAGAGUAAAACUUCAUGAGAAGCAGCAGUCUCUCAUUUUCUGGAUCAAGCAGAAGGGACGGAUCAUGGAGGGACCCCCUCAUGCUAACAAGUACAGAGUCAUCUUUAAAUAUUACAGACUCGAAAAGCGACACUUUCUUGCAGACACAUACAGUUACUCCACGAAUUGAUAAAAGCUGGGCAAAAAUCUACCUCGACGGGAGAGCAACUGCCGUAGCGUUUCCUAUUCAUCAUCAUCAUCAUCAUCAUCAUCAUCAUCCUCAGCAGCAGCAUCAUCAGCAUCAUCAUCGUCAGUGCGAGCGGCACUCACCUCACUUGCUCCACAUCCUCGGGGCCACGAGAGCGCCAGGGCGCAAAGAUGAACAUCCAAGUCCUGCCUGAGCACAAACUGUCCUCGGUGGCCCCGUUAAAACAGUUUAACGGGGAGAAAAAGGAAGUGGAGCUGAUCCUGGUGAAGGAGCAGAACGGGGUCCAGUACACGAACUCCUCUGUCGUGGCUUCUCCGAGCUACCGCGGAUGCACUCCCGGCUCCUCUGAGGAUGUGACCAGGGAGACCUGGGGCAAGAAAAUGGACUUUCUGCUCUCUGUAAUAGGCUUCGCUGUGGACCUGGCCAACGUGUGGAGGUUCCCCUACCUGUGUUACAAAAAUGGAGGAGGUGCCUUUUUGAUCCCAUACGUUCUGUUCCUGUUCAUUGCUGGGAUGCCCCUGUUUUACAUGGAACUUGCCUUGGGUCAGUAUAACAGAGAGGGAGCAGCUACGGUUUGGAAAAUCUGCCCUGUAUUCAAAGGCGUUGGCUACACUGUGAUCAUCAUAGCAUUGUAUGUGGGCUUUUACUACAACGUCAUCAUAGCUUGGUCAUUGUACUACUUAUUUGCCUCAUUGACAAGUGAGCUGCCCUGGCUAAAGUGUAAUAACCCCUGGAACAGCCCCAACUGCACAGAACCACAACACAUCAAUGGCACCUUCUUGGGGAACAAAACCUCCUACGCCAAGUGCAGGUUCACACCGGCCGCAGAGUUCUACGAGCGCGGGGUGCUGCACAUGCAUGAGAGUAAAGGCAUCAAUGACCUGGGUCUUCCUCGCUGGGAGCUCGCCAUCUGCCUUGUUGUGGUUGUCUUCAUCCUGUACUUCAGUCUUUGGAAGGGAGUCAAGUCCUCUGGAAAGGUGGUGUAUGUUACAGCUACUAUGCCCUACAUAGUGCUGUUGGUGUUGCUGAUUCGAGGCAUCACUCUCCCUGGUGCAAUAAAUGGAAUUAGGGCAUAUCUUCACAUUGACCUAAAGAAGCUCAAUAAUCCUCAAGUAUGGAUUGACGCAGCGACUCAGAUUUUCUAUUCUCUAGGAGCUGGGUUUGGAGUCCUCAUUGCCUUCGCAAGCUACAAUAAAUUUGAAAAUAACUGUUACAGGGAUGCUAUUCUGACCAGCACAAUAAACUGCGUAACCAGUUUCUUCUCAGGGUUUGCCAUCUUCUCAGUACUGGGGUAUAUGGCUGAGCUGCAUAAGGUCAACAUAAACGAUGUGGCCAUUGAUGGACCUGGACUGGUAUUUGUUAUCUAUCCAGAAGCGAUCUCAACUCUACCUGGAGCCACAUUCUUUGCGAUUGUCUUUUUCAUUAUGCUUCUGACUCUUGGAAUUGACAGCGCUAUGGGUGGCAUGGAGGCAGUGAUCACUGGGCUAUCAGAUGACUUCAAAAUCCUGAAGAGGAAUAGAAAAUUAUUUACAUUUAUUGUAGCGUUUGGAACAUUCCUAUUGGCUCUUCUGUGCAUCACAAAUGGAGGGAUCUAUGUUGUGACUCUGUUGGACAAGUAUGCUGCAGGGACUUCUAUUCUAUUUGGGGUGCUGAUUGAGGCCAUUGGAGUAGCUUGGUUCUAUGGCGUGGAUAGAUUUAGUGAGGACAUUGAACGCAUGACGGGCUUUAAACCAGGGAUCUACUGGAGGCUCUGCUGGAAAUUCGUCAGUCCAGCGUUCUUACUGUUUGUAGUAAUCGCCAGCAUUGUUACCUCUGGCAACCUGCAUUACGAUGACUAUAUUUUCCCUUCCUGGUCAAAUAUGGUGGGUUGGUCCAUAGCUUUGUCCUCCAUGCUGUUUGUACCAGUCUACGCUGUCUACAAAAUCCUUACUGUGCCAGGCACCUUCAAAGAGAGGACAGCUUACUGCAUCACUCCAGAACAUGAAUAUCACAUGGUGACGGAGGGUAAUGUCAGGCAGUUCACGCUCAGACAUUGGUUAUCCAUCUGAUGAAGGGGUCAAGUGGGAGUGUCCUCUCAAAUGCUACUUGAAUGCUGGAGAAGUUAUGGUGUGUGAGAAAGAAAAAGGUUUCUGCAAAGGUCUCUUACCAUUUGAAAAGUGUCCCCUGAGAAAAGGACAGAAUGAAGCAAUGGCUUUGUAUGUUUCCCAACCACACACUAUACUAUCUAAUCUACUCCAUUCGUGUUCAGUGGUUGACUAGACUUUUUUAUAUUGUAGGGCAAAAUAAAUGUUGCACCAGUACUUCUUUUUUAAAUUAUACCUUUAGGUUUUUGUUCGAACUCCCAAAAGACCUUAAAAUACUUUAAUUUAGAGGUAAAAGCAGGUAUUUUCCACUUUUUCCAGGUAUUUUCCAGGUUUUUCUUUUUAUAGAUUUUUGUCCUGGUUUUAGUUGUGAUGGUUACAUGUCAUUGUUUGUGAAAAUGUAAACGCUCUAUAUAUACAGAAAAACAAGCUAUAUUAUCCUGUAUGGCUGGGAAGUUGCGUGUGUGUAUGUGUAUGUGGGUGUUACGGGUUAUCUAAAACCCUAUUUCAUAAUGCUGGUUGCAGAGGUUUAGAUAACACAGUGAGAAAUGGAAACCCCCUUGAUAUUCCAGGAAAUCUUUCAUGCCAUAUAACAGGUUUGGAGCGUUUUGAGUCAUUGCUACAGUAUAUGUUCGGGCGCAGCUGUGAGUUUCUCACAUUUUACCUUGUUUCCCAAGAAUGGUUUGGUUUAGCAACAGCUGGCUUACAUCAAGGGUCCACCAAGCAUUUUUUAAGCACAUCUUUUCCCUUUUUGACACACUUCACAAAGCAGACAUACAUUGUGUCAGUGCCUUAUCUAGCCAUAAACCUACCAUCAUUAAGUAACUUAUCCUCGUGAAGAGAGUAACUAAAGCAUCUCGGUGAAAGAGUUUCAGUUAACUCCAUGCCAAGGGAGAUUUACCGUCAUAGCUUUCAAAAGCUUAAAAGCUUUUCUUUUGUUAUUGUUCAAUAUUAAGGAAAAGGGAUAUUUAGUUUUUUGAGUCAAUGGAUCAACAUUUUAGGUUUUACUUAUGGCCUUGGAAAAGAGCAACAAUUAUCGUUAUGACAAAUUUGCUUUCUUGCACAAGACUUUUUUGUCCUUCUAAGACAAUGAUCUUUGGUCCCACUUUAUAUAAGGAUAUAAGGACGUUUACUACUAUGUACUUACAUUUGAAUUAAUAAUUUGGUACAAUGCACUUAUUGUAUACAUACAUGUUUAUAUCAAAAUAUCUAUAUGUAAUUACAUCUGUAAUACAUUUUUGUACUUACAUUUAUAAUUACAUUAUUGACCCAUUCAUUACGCCUUAACCCACCCUUAAACCUAUACCCGUAUCACCAAACCUGUCCCUGUCCUUACCCGCAUCCCACCUCAGUAGCAGCAAAAGUGUUUUGCAAUCCAGUGUGAACACAAUAAGUACAUUGAACUUAUUUUGUGGUGUGAGAACAUGGUAUUCAUGGCCACCUGACCUAAAGUGUGACCAGAUUUUCUUACAAAUUCAAAAGCAUCAGAUCAAAGGCAUAGAACAUUAUAAUUUAAACUCAAGAAAGUCCAGCUAACCUUGUAAAACAGCAAUGUUCAAAUACAUUAGGUAGGAGUUCAGCUUAUUUAGUUUGAAUACUUUUUGACAUGACAUGAAACUAUUUACACUGUACACUGACAAUACAAUCAACUCUUGUGGUACAAUCCCAUUUUCAUGUGGUCCAUUUGAGCAUUUCACGCCUUGUAUGGAGUGUGUGUGUUUGUGUGUGUGUGAGUACAUAUAACAGAUUAGGUCUCUUAGGUUUUCAAACUAGUCAAGAUCAAUCUAUGUGGUUAUCUCAAGAUGACGCAUAUAUUUUGUGGUUCGCUGUGGCUUUUUCGCUUGAAGGAAAUGUUAAAAUCAGCUCCCGUUAUGUUGGUUCGUGUUUUAUUUAUUUGUGUAGAAACAUUUGAAAUAAAAAAAAAUGGCAGAAAACAUCAUCACUGGCAACAUGUGUGGAUUGCGACAUAUAAAGAGAUACAAAUAUAUUCUUUUGUUAUAUAUCUAAUAUUGUAUGUAUCAGAUUCUUUAUAAAACGUGAAUGUAAAACAUUUUAAGCAAAGUGUCUACUGUUAUAUCAUUCUUUGUGAUGUCGGUAAAGAUAUAUUCAGAAAUGUAUUAUUCCGUGUAACCGGGGGUGACGUAACCAAAUGAAUGUAAACGGAGCAGCUCUGGCAUUUCUGAGUGAUGCUUAAAGAAUAAUGUGUACAACUACAAAAUUGUCCUUUUGAUUGUAAGUGACAAAUAUAUAUGAAAAAAGUUUAAAUAUGCACACUAUAACAAUAAAGUCCUUUCCAGUACACACAGAUAGAAA
Puntigrus tetrazona (Sumatra barb) is the source of this 4737-nucleotide messenger RNA. RefSeq names its product solute carrier family 6 member 2 (gene slc6a2). Gene Ontology annotation, cellular component: presynaptic membrane; neuron projection; neuronal cell body membrane. The coding region runs from base 514 to 2391 and encodes 625 amino acids. The transcript is spliced from 15 exons. Gene Ontology annotation, biological process: dopamine uptake involved in synaptic transmission; sodium ion transmembrane transport. NCBI's taxonomy places the organism in Eukaryota, Metazoa, Chordata, Actinopteri, Cypriniformes, Cyprinidae. Gene Ontology annotation, molecular function: dopamine:sodium symporter activity; norepinephrine:sodium symporter activity. The record is from RefSeq and is a predicted model, not a curated record.